Didymodactylos carnosus is the source of this 771-nucleotide messenger RNA. NCBI's taxonomy places the organism in Eukaryota, Metazoa, Rotifera, Eurotatoria, Philodinida, Philodinidae. The record is from the annotation of a GenBank genome assembly.
AUGAUUAUUAUUCCUUUCACACUUAGUUGGCCAAUAUCAUUAUAUUCUAAUGCAAAUGGUCGUCGGCAUCAUUACCGGGAUCUAUCAGAAUCGUCUAACAACAACGAUAAUAAACGAUCUUCUAUUCAUCCAUAUCAACAUCGGCAAGCACUUGAUAAAAAUACCACUACGAAUCUACCGUCAGUACUAGCAAAGGAUGAUAGAAAAUUAUUGACAUUAGAACACAAAGAAAUAGCAGACCGUUUUACUAAUCUUUUCCAGAAUAUUUUACAACAGUUAGUAACACAUUUUCACGAACAAUUUCCAAACCUUUUAACAAGUUUUCUCGAUAAUUGUGUACGAAUAUCUAACAAAACAUUUGAGAACGAUCCUGAUGAUGAAAAGAUAUUAAAUGCCGCGUUUGAGAAUUGUACAAAAAUAAAUUCCAGUAUCAAUGGUAAUUGGACAAAUCAAUGUGUUACAUUUGCUAGAAAUGGUGAUAGAGAAUUAAGACGAGUAAAGACACAAACCUUUAAUGCUGAAACGAAUUAUACAAGUGUAUUUGUUUCCUACAGCAUUUAUAAAUGUACUCAAUCAAAUCUCACAGAUGAAAAUAGUAUAAUUGAUCAACAACAAGGAAGAAAUGUCAAAGUGACAAAUGAAUCGCAUAGUAGUGAAAAGGGCGUUAAUCGUAGUUUUCGUCGUAACGCUGAUAGACAAAAAGAAGGUAUAAUAAGUCAACAGAAGUCAAGUCAAAAUACAGCCCAUGUGCUACAGAAAAAAAAAGGCUAA